CAUAUCUGAUAAAGGCAUCCGUAUCGAUGGUCAGGUUUCGUUUCACUCUGCGUUUGUCGCCAAGAUAGGAGCAAUUGACCUGGAUAUGCAGCGCUUCACUGAGACGCUUCUCGACACGGAAGUUUCGGUGUCGGCAUCCAUGAAGUGGCACGAAAUCGAUGUGGUGCUGGAUUUCGAAGCGAACCUGGUCGACUACACAGGCCCGGGGACGCUGCUGGUAACGUUCCGGCAGUUUGAUUUUCCUCUCAAGAUAACCAAGUACUUUAACGUCACGGAGCCAACGGGUUCGCUGCAAUUCAUGUCCAUCGACAACUCGAACAACAUUGUAACCGUCGGUUAUCCGAAUAAUAAACAUGUGCAGAUGAUUUCCCGGGCGGUUGUCACGAACUACGACUACCGCGAUCUUAUGAUUGCGUCGUUUAGGAAUUGGAAUUUUCAGAACGUACUUGCCCUGGCCAUCAGCGACAUACCGUUUCCGGAAGUGUGCUAUAACUGCUAA
This is a messenger RNA of Anopheles bellator, 499 nucleotides long. RefSeq lists its product as uncharacterized. NCBI's taxonomy places the organism in Eukaryota, Metazoa, Arthropoda, Insecta, Diptera, Culicidae. The record is from RefSeq and is a predicted model, not a curated record. The annotation marks the transcript as partial. The transcript has 2 exons.